AUGGCAAACCUCACCUCCAACCUUCCCUCCAACUCCUCCUCCUCCAUCCUCACUCCCUCUGACACCGCCAUCCUCGAAGCCUUCAUCCCGGGCUACUCCUUCAUCUCCCGCAUCCUAAUCAACCACCUCCACAUCGACCCAACGCGAUACCUACCCUACGUACUCGCCUGUGUCGUCCUCCUCGCAUCCCUAAAAUACACCUCCUCACGAAUCCGCCACCUCAUCGAAACGCACUGCGUCUCGAAAGCCGAGAUCCGUCUCGAUGACGAAAUCUACAGUUACCUGAUGUUCUGGCUAGCGCAGCAGCCGUUCACGAAUCGCACGACGCAUUUCGUCGCCGGUACGCGCACCGGCGGAUCCCGCUCUUAUUAUCAUGACUCGGACGCGGAGGAUGACGAGUCCGAAGAUGAUGAGUACGACGCCGACGGGAACGUGCUGGUCUCGUUUGACGCGUACUGGGCGAAGGCGAAGAACCGCGAUAAGUAUAAACGGUUGCGGUUCACGCCCGCGGAGGGCACACACUAUUUCUGGUUCCGGAGGCACUUGUUGGCAUUCAUGCGUGUGAAGGAGGAUUCGAAUAAUAACACUGCGAGCUUCUACACCCGUAUGGCUCCCGAACGGCUCUAUCUGGCGUGUUUGGGUCGCGAUCCGGCCAUUCUGAAGGAGUUGCUGGUGGAGGCCCAGAGGGCCUAUGUGGCCCGGGACUUGAAUACGACGGUCAUCUAUCGGGCGCAGAAAUCGCCCGGCGAGUAUGUCGACUGGACGAGAUGUAUGUCGCGGGCGCCGAGACCGCUGUCGACGGUGGUGCUGGCGGCCGAACGCAAGCAGGCGUUCAUCGAUGAUAUCAAGGAGUAUUUGCAUCCCCGGACGAGACGCUGGUAUUCGAAUCGAGGCAUCCCGUAUCGGAGGGGAUAUUUGCUGCAUGGACCGCCGGGGACGGGGAAGACGAGUUUGUGCUUCGCCGCGUCCGGCAUGCUCGGGUUGAGUCUGUAUCUGCUGAAUCUGAGCUCGAAGAGCUUCGGCGAGGAUGACUUGAUGAGUCUGUUUCAUGAGCUGCCGAGGCGGUGCAUUGUGCUCCUGGAGGAUGUGGAUUGCGCCGGGGUGGUGAGGGAGAGGACUUUGGGGGAUGGAGGAGAGAAGGGAGGGGAGCAGAAGGAGAAGGAGAAGUCUGGUCCGUCGUCAGAGGACACCGCUGCGAAGCCGGGCGUGUCGCUAUCCGGACUGCUGAAUGUCAUCGACGGCGUGGCGGCGAGCGAAGGCCGCAUUCUCGUCAUGACGACCAAUCACCCGGAUAAGUUGGACGCGGCGCUGCUUCGUCCCGGGCGUGUGGAUAUGUCCGUGGAGUUCGGAUACGCCGAGACCGAAGAUAUCAGGGAGCUCUUCGCGGCCAUUUAUUCGUCCCUCGAGGGCGACGUGCGACUACCUAGGGGAAGAGCCAUGGUGUUGGAGAAGGAGAAGCAGAAGGAAAACGGCGAUGUCAUUCAGGCCCCAUGGCAUCGCAUUUCGCGCGAAAAGGUCCAGGGGCUGGCUGCGGAGUUCGCGUUGCGUGUGCCACCCGCGGAGUUCACCGCUGCUGAGAUUCAGGGAUAUCUUCUGAAUCACAAGGAUGAUCCUGAGAGCGCCAUCAAGGGGGUUGAGGCAUGGGUGGAAAGCACCCGGUCGAAGCGCAAGGAGAAGGAGAGUCCCCUGGCUGCAUCAGGUGUUUAG
Messenger RNA from Aspergillus affinis, 1707 nucleotides. RefSeq names its product BCS1 and AAA domain-containing protein. Gene Ontology annotation, cellular component: mitochondrial inner membrane. Lineage: Eukaryota; Fungi; Ascomycota; Eurotiomycetes; Eurotiales; Aspergillaceae. Bases 1 to 1707 code for a protein of 568 amino acids. Gene Ontology annotation, molecular function: ATP binding; ATP hydrolysis activity. Gene Ontology annotation, biological process: mitochondrial respiratory chain complex III assembly; protein insertion into mitochondrial inner membrane from matrix. The record is from RefSeq and is a predicted model, not a curated record. The transcript has a single exon.